Symphalangus syndactylus (siamang) is the source of this 12708-nucleotide messenger RNA. It is a transcript of the gene MYO9A, whose product is annotated as myosin IXA. Gene Ontology annotation, molecular function: ATP binding; actin filament binding; GTPase activator activity. The record is from RefSeq and is a predicted model, not a curated record. Gene Ontology annotation, cellular component: myosin complex; axonal growth cone; actin filament. Gene Ontology annotation, biological process: intracellular signal transduction; establishment of epithelial cell apical/basal polarity; positive regulation of GTPase activity. NCBI's taxonomy places the organism in Eukaryota, Metazoa, Chordata, Mammalia, Primates, Hylobatidae.
GGAGGUAAGUGCGCGCGCGCCUGCUCGCCUGCAGCCGUGGAGUCGCGCGGGGCGGGGCCGCGUGCGCGGGGUCGGGGGCGCGCGACCGAAGCGGACAAGGGACGCGGAGGCGGUUGGCUGUGGCUGUUGAGGGAGUACAGGACAGCCAGGACCGCGAAAGGCGGCGGCGGAGGCAGUAGUUGUACUGGCAGAGGCGGCCGCUGGCAGCAGUUGAGGCGGCGGUCCAACGCGUGCUCUCUGGGCGGGGUGCGGCGGGGGAUGUGCCUGCCCAGGCCGGGCGGAGUCUCUCUGACAGGGCGGGGGAUGCGCCGCGGCCGCUCGCCCGGACCCUGAGGCUGCUGGGCCCACCCUCCCGGAACCGUCCGACCCUCGGUGGCCUCGACCUCUUCUGCCAUCUCCGGCCCGACCCUGGGGCGGAGGGUGGAAGGCAGCUUCCGUCGAAGAGGAGGGGGCUGCGGUGGCCACCGCGGCGGAGCCCGAGUUAUUUUACCAAGAAAAUGGUUUGCACGACUUUGAACAUAUACUAUCCAUGCUGAUGGGACAGGAUCCAAUAUGAAUAUAAAUGAUGGAGGAAGACGACGCUUUGAAGAUAAUGAACAUACAUUACGGAUAUAUCCUGGGACUAUUUCAGAAGGGACAAUCUACUGUCCGAUUCCUGCCAGAAAAAACUCCACAGCUGCUGAGGUGAUUGAGUCUCUUAUAAACAAACUUCAUCUUGACAAAACAAAAUGUUAUGUUCUAGCAGAGGUAAAGGAAUUUGGUGGAGAAGAAUGGAUUCUCAAUCCAACAGAUUGUCCAGUUCAGCGAAUGAUGUUGUGGCCCCGAAUGGCUCUGGAAAAUCGCUUAAGUGGAGAGGACUACCGCUUUCUUCUGAGAGAGAAAAACCUUGAUGGAUCAAUCCAUUAUGGUAGCCUGCAGUCAUGGCUACGGGUAACAGAAGAACGUCGCAGGAUGAUGGAACGGGGUUUUCUUCCACAGCCUCAACAGAAAGACUUUGAUGAUUUAUGUAGUUUACCUGAUUUGAAUGAGAAAACUCUCUUAGAAAACCUACGAAAUCGCUUUAAGCAUGAAAAAAUUUAUACCUAUGUUGGCAGUAUUCUAAUAGUUAUUAACCCGUUCAAGUUUCUUCCUAUUUAUAACCCCAAAUAUGUCAAAAUGUAUGAUAACCACCAACUGGGAAAACUUGAGCCCCACAUUUAUGCUGUGGCUGAUGUAGCUUAUCAUGCCAUGCUUCAGCGCAAAAAGAAUCAGUGCAUCGUGAUUUCGGGAGAGAGUGGUUCUGGGAAGACUCAAAGCACAAACUUUCUUAUUCAUCACCUUACUGCUCUCAGUCAGAAAGGAUUUGCCAGUGGAGUAGAACAGAUUAUUCUUGGAGCUGGACCAGUACUUGAGGCCUUUGGAAAUGCAAAGACAGCUCAUAAUAACAAUUCAAGUCGUUUUGGGAAGUUUAUUCAAGUAAAUUACCAGGAAACAGGCACUGUACUUGGUGCCUAUGUUGAAAAAUAUCUACUGGAGAAGUCCAGACUCGUUUAUCAAGAGCAUAAUGAACGGAACUAUCAUGUAUUCUAUUACCUCCUUGCAGGAGCAAGUGAAGACGAGAGAUCAGCAUUCCAUCUUAAGCAACCAGAGGAAUAUCAUUAUCUCAAUCAGAUAACAAAGAAACCCCUCAGACAGAGCUGGGAUGAUUAUUGCUAUGACUCUGAGCCGGAUUGCUUCACGGUGGAAGGAGAAGAUUUGAGACAUGACUUUGAGCGCCUACAACUUGCCAUGGAAAUGGUAGGAUUUCUUCCCAAGACACGAAGACAGAUUUUCUCUCUUCUCUCAGCCAUACUGCAUUUGGGUAAUAUCUGUUACAAAAAGAAGACAUACCGGGAUGACUCCAUUGAUAUCUGUAAUCCUGAAGUUCUGCCUAUUGUCUCAGAAUUAUUAGAGGUUAAAGAAGAGAUGCUAUUUGAAGCAUUAGUUACAAGGAAGACGGUGACAGUGGGAGAAAAGCUUAUUUUGCCAUACAAGUUGGCAGAGGCUGUGACAGUGAGGAACUCCAUGGCUAAGUCUCUAUAUAGUGCCCUGUUUGACUGGAUAGUUUUUCGAAUUAAUCAUGCACUUCUGAAUAGUAAAGAUUUGGAGCAUAAUACCAAGACAUUGUCCAUUGGUGUUCUUGAUAUUUUUGGGUUUGAAGAUUAUGAAAGUAACAGCUUUGAACAGUUCUGUAUUAAUUUUGCUAAUGAACGUUUACAGCACUACUUUAAUCAGCAUAUCUUUAAAUUGGAACAAGAGGAAUAUAGAACUGAAGGUAUCAGCUGGCACAACAUAGAUUACAUUGAUAAUACCUGCUGCAUAAAUCUUAUUAGCAAAAAACCAACAGGACUGCUUCAUCUUUUGGAUGAAGAAAGCAACUUUCCACAGGCUACAAAUCAAACAUUGCUAGACAAGUUUAAGCAUCAACAUGAAGAUAAUUCUUACAUCGAAUUUCCAGCUGUGAUGGAGCCUGCUUUCAUUAUAAAACAUUAUGCUGGAAAAGUAAAAUAUGGGGUAAAGGAUUUCCGGGAAAAAAAUACAGAUCAUAUGCGCCCAGACAUUGUAGCUCUUCUGAGAAGCAGCAAGAAUGCAUUUAUCUCUGGGAUGAUUGGAAUUGAUCCUGUAGCUGUUUUCCGAUGGGCAAUUCUCCGAGCUUUUUUCAGAGCCAUGGUUGCUUUCAGGGAAGCUGGGAGAAGAAACAUUCACAGAAAAACUGGACAUGAUGAUACAGCGCCAUGUGCAAUUUUGAAAAGUAUGGAUAGUUUUAGCUUUCUCCAACACCCAGUCCACCAGAGGAGCUUAGAGAUUCUGCAGAGAUGCAAGGAAGAGAAGUACAGUAUAACCCGGAAAAAUCCCAGAACACCUCUUUCUGAUCUCCAGGGCAUGAAUGCUCUAAAUGAAAAAAACCAACAUGAUACAUUUGAUAUUGCCUGGAAUGGCAGAACUGGGAUUCGCCAGAGCAGACUAUCAAGUAGCACCUCCUUGCUUGAUAAAGAUGGAAUAUUUGCUAAUUCAACUAGCAGCAAACUCCUGGAGAGAGCUCAUGGAAUUCUCACGAGAAACAAAAAUUUCAAAUCCAAGCCUGCCCUUCCAAAGCACUUGCUAGAAGUAAAUUCUUUAAAGCACCUGACAAGACUGACACUACAAGAUCGCAUUACCAAGUCUCUUCUUCAUUUACACAAGAAGAAAAAACCUCCCAGCAUCAGUGCCCAGUUUCAGGCAUCAUUAAGCAAGCUAAUGGAAACACUUGGUCAAGCAGAACCAUAUUUUGUAAAAUGCAUUCGCUCUAAUGCUGAAAAGCUGCCCUUAAGGUUCAAUGAUGCCUUGGUACUUAGACAGCUUCGAUACACCGGGAUGCUGGAAACAGUUCGAAUUCGCCAAUCAGGAUACAGCUCCAAAUACUCUUUCCAGGAUUUUGUGAGCCACUUCCAUGUACUUCUUCCCCGAAAUAUUAUUCCAUCCAAAUUUAACAUUCAGGAUUUCUUCAGGAAAAUAAAUCUUAAUCCAGAUAAUUAUCAAGUUGGAAAAACCAUGGUCUUUCUAAAGGAGCAGGAACGACAGCACUUACAAGAUCUGCUUCACCAAGAGGUACUCCGCAGAAUCAUAUUGUUGCAGCGAUGGUUCAGGGUCUUGCUAUGUAGGCAGCAUUUCCUCCAUCUGAGACAAGCAUCUGUUAUUAUCCAGAGAUUCUGGAGGAAUUACCUAAAUCAGAAGCAAGUCAGAGAUGCAGCUGUGCAGAAGGAUGCUUUUGUUAUGGCUAGUGCAGCUGCUCUUCUCCAAGCUUCCUGGCGUGCUCACUUAGAGAGGCAGCGGUACUUGGAGCUACGGGCUGCAGCCAUCGUUAUCCAGCAGAAAUGGAGAGAUCACUAUAGGCGCAGGCACAUGGCUGCUAUUUGCAUACAAGCAAGAUGGAAAGCCUACAGGGAAAGUAAAAGGUACCAAGAACAAAGGAAAAAAAUUAUCCUUUUGCAAUCAACAUGUAGAGGAUUCAGAGCAAGACAAAGAUUUAAAGCUUUAAAAGAACAAAGGCUUAGAGAAACAAAAUCAGAAGUUGCAUUGGUGAAUAUUAAGGGAUAUGGAUCUCUGGAAAUUCACGGUUCGGACCCUUCAGAAUGGGAGGAUUGUUCUUUUGACAACAGAAUAAAAGCCAUAGAGGAAUGUAAAUGUCUAAUAGAGAGUAAUCGAAUUAGCCAUGAAAGUUCGGUGGACUGCUUGAAGGAGUCACCAAACAAGCAGCAGGAGAGAGCACAAAGCCAGAGUGGUGUGGACUUGCAGGAAGAUGUGCUUGUAAGAGAGAGACCCAGAUCCUUGGAGGAUCUCCAACAGAAAAAAGUAGGCCGGGCUAAAAGAGAAAGUAGGAGAAUGAGAGAACUAGAGCAAGCUAUAUUUAGCUUAGAAUUGCUGAAAGUUCGUUCUCUUGGUGGUGUUUCUCCUUCAGAGGAUCGCAGAUGGUCUACAGAAUUGGUGCCUGAAGGCCUUCAAUCUCCACGGGGUACACCUGAUAGUGAGAGCUCUCAAGGAAGCUUGGAACUUCUGAGCUAUGAGGAAAGCCAAAAGAGCAAACUAGAGUCUGUCAUUUCAGAUGAAGGAGACUUGCAGUUUCCGUCACCUAAGAUAUCCAGCAGUCCAAAAUUUGAUUCACGGGACAAUGCCCUCAGUGCCUCAAAUGAGACUAGCUAUGCAGAGCAUUUGAAGGAUGGAACUAUGAAGGAAAAGGUGGUCUGCAGUUCUGAGUCUAUUACCUGUAAACCACAGCUGAAAGACUCCUUCAUUUCAAAUAGUCUACCUACUUUUUUUUAUAUCCCCCAACAAGACCCACUGAAAACAAAUUCCCAACUAGACACAAGUAUCCAAAGAAACAAACUAUUGGAAAAUGAAGACACACCAGGGGAAGCUCUUACUUUGGAUAUCAACAGGGAAACUAGAAGGUAUCACUGCUCAGGAAAAGAUCAAAUUGUUCCUUCUUUGAAUACAGAGUCUUCUAAUCCUGUGCUUAAGAAGUUAGAAAAGCUAAACACUGAGAAGGAAGAAAGGCAAAAGCAGUUGCAGCAACAGAAUGAAAAAGAGAUGAUGGAACAGAUUCGCCAGCAAACAGAUAUUUUAGAGAAGGAGCGCAAAGCCUUCAAGACAAUUGAAAAGCCAAGAAUUGGAGAGUGUUUGGUGGCACCAUCUUCCUAUCAGUCAAAGCAAAGAGUAGAGAGGCCAUCCUCUCUCCUCAGCUUAAAUACCUCAAAUAAGGGAGAACUUAAUGUACUGGGGUCCCUAUCAGUAAAAGAUGCAGCUCUUGCCCCAAAAGACAGUUCCUCUGCUCACUUAACCCCAAAGGACCGACCUGUCACCGUGUUCUUUGAAAGAAAAGGAAGUCCAUGCCAAUCCAGUACUGUCAAGGAAUUAUCCAAGACAGACAGAAUGGGCACCCAGCUGAAUGUAGCCUGUAAACUCUCUAAUAAUCGCAUUUCAAAAAGAGAACACUUUAGGCCAACUCAGUCUUAUGGCCACAAUUCUGAUGACCUUUCCAGAGAGGGAAAUACUAGGCCCAUUUUCUUCACUCCAAAGGACAAUAUGAGUAUUCCCCUGGUCAGCAAAGAAGCCUUAAACAGUAAAAAUCCUCAACUCCAUAAAGAAGAUGAACCAGCAUGGAAACCUGUGAAGUUAGCUGGGCCAGGCCAAAGAGAGGUUGCCAGACCGGCCCAUAAAAAGAAAGCUCGAAUGGCGCGGACGCGCUCCGAUUUCUUGACUAGAGGUACUUUUGCCGAUGGGGAGGGGGAUACAGAGGAAGAUGAUUACGAUGACAUUAUUGAGCCCCUUCUCUCCCUUGACCAAGCUUCUCACUGUGAGCUAGGGCCUGCACCCAGCCUGGGUCAGGCCUCUCACAGUGACUCCGAAAUGACAUCACAGCGAUUUUCGUCAGUUGAUGAACAAGCAAAGCUUCAUAAGACUAUGUCUCAAGGAGAGAUUACCAAGUUGGCAGUGAGACAGAAGCCUUCAGAUUCAGAUAUAAGACCUCAGAGAGCUAAGAUGAGAUUCUGGGCCAAAGGGAAACAAGGGGAGAAGAAGACUACGAGAAUGAAACCUACUACCCAGUCAGAGGUUUCGCCACUCUUUGCAGGCACAGAUGUGAUUCCAGCUCAUCAGUUUCCAGAUGAAUUAGCUCCAUAUCACCCAACACCUCCUUUGAGCCCAGAACUGCCCAGCAGUUGCCGGAAGGAGUUCAAAGAGAACAAAGAACCUUCUCCAAAGGCUAAGCGCAAGCGAAGUGUGAAGAUUAGCAAUGUGGCUUUGGAUUCUAUGCAUUGGCAGAAUGACUCUGUCCAGAUCAUUGCAAGUGUCAGUGAUUUAAAAAGCAUGGAUGAAUUUCUUCUGAAAAAGGUGAAUGACCUAGAUAAUGAAGACAGCAAGAAGGAUACACUAGUGGAUGUUGUAUUUAAAAAAGCCCUGAAGGAAUUUCGGCAGAAUAUCUUCAGCUUUUAUUCAUCUGCGUUGGCAAUGGAUGAUGGGAAAAGCAUACGGUAUAAAGACCUCUAUGCACUAUUUGAACAGAUUCUGGAAAAGACGAUGAGGCUUGAGCAGCGUGAUUCACUGGGUGAAUCUCCAGUGAGAGUUUGGGUCAACACUUUUAAAGUGUUUUUAGAUGAAUAUAUGAAUGAAUUUAAGACUUCAGAUUGCACAGCCACAAAGGUGCCAAAAACAGAAAGAAAGAAAAGAAGGAAAAAAGAAACUGAUUUGGUAGAAGAACACAAUGGUCACAUCUUUAAAGCCACCCAAUAUAGCAUCCCUACAUACUGUGAAUACUGUUCUUCUUUGAUAUGGAUAAUGGACCGAGCCUCUGUUUGCAAAUUAUGCAAGUAUGCUUGCCAUAAGAAGUGCUGUCUGAAAACCACAGCCAAGUGCUCUAAAAAGUAUGAUCCAGAGCUGUCAUCUCGACAAUUUGGGGUUGAACUGUCCCGUUUGACCAGUGAAGACCGAACUGUUCCUUUAGUAGUGGAAAAGCUCAUAAACUACAUUGAAAUGCAUGGACUGUAUACAGAAGGUAUUUAUCGAAAGUCUGGUUCGACUAAUAAAAUCAAGGAGCUUCGGCAGGGUCUAGAUACAGAUGCUGAGAGUGUAAAUCUAGAUGACUAUAACAUACACGUCAUUGCAAGUGUAUUCAAACAAUGGCUUCGAGAUUUGCCCAAUCCUCUCAUGACCUUUGAACUCUAUGAGGAAUUUCUUCGAGCUAUGGGACUUCAGGAGAGGAAGGAGACAAUCCGUGGUGUAUACUCUGUGAUUGAUCAGCUCUCCCGAACUCAUCUCAGUACACUGGAACGCCUCAUCUUUCAUCUAGUCAGGAUUGCUCUACAGGAAGACACUAAUCGAAUGUCUGCUAAUGCUUUGGCCAUUGUGUUUGCGCCCUGCAUUCUCCGCUGCCCUGACACCACUGACCCACUACAAAGUGUACAGGACAUCAGUAAGACUACCACCUGUGUGGAGCUGAUCGUUGUGGAACAAAUGAAUAAAUACAAGGCUCGUCUCAAAGAUAUCAGUAGCUUGGAAUUUGCUGAGAAUAAGGCAAAGACCAGGUUGUCACUGAUUCGUAGAUCAAUGAAACCUGUACUAAUUGCAGUUAGAUUCAUGAACAUUACCCGCAAUUCAGUCUCGGGAAAGGGGCGUAUUCGUCGAGGAAACUAUCCAGGUCCAUCGUCUCCUGUUGUAGUUCGGUUGCCUUCUGUGUCUGAUGUCUCAGAGGAGACUUUGACUAGUGAGGCAGCCAUGGAGACUGACAUCACAGAACAGCAGCAAGCAGCUAUGCAGCAGGAGGAGAGAGUACUGACUGAGCAGAUUGAGAACCUACAGAAGGAGAAGGAGGAGCUAACAUUUGAGAUGCUUGUACUAGAACCACGUGCCUCUGAUGAUGAAACCCUUGAGUCUGAGGCCUCCAUUGGGACUGCUGAUAGCUCAGAAAAUUUGAAUAUGGAGUCUGAAUGUGCUAUCUCUGAGAAAUCGGAGAGAAGCUUAGCCUUUAGCUCCCUGAAGACAGCUGGCAAGUCUGAACCUUCCAGCAAGUUGCAAAAGCAACUUAAAAAGCAGCAAGAUUCUUUAGAUGUCGUGGACUCUUCGGUCUCCUCUUUAUGUCCGUCUAACACGGCAUCAUCUCAUGGGACCAGAAAACGAUUUCAGAUUUAUUCCAAAUCUCCAUUCUACCGAGCUGCCUCAGCUAAUGAGGCCCUGGGAAUGGAAGGACCAUUGAGCCAGACCAAAUUCCUGGAAGACAAGCCUCAGUUCAUCAGCAGAGGAACCUUCAACCCGGAAAAGGGCAAACAAAAAUUAAAGAAUGUGAAAAACUCACCUCAGAAAACCAAAGAGACCCCAGAGGGGACAGUCAUGUCUGGCCGCAGAAAAACUGUGGACCCAGACUGCACCUCCAACCAACAGCUAGCACUCUUUGGAAAUAAUGAAUUUAUGGUCUGAACCGGCAGAUGUGUGUCCCUCCAUGGCUACAGAGAGGUAAACACAUCUCACCUUUGGGGCUGCGUUUCAUCACCUCAUCCACAAUAGUCAGUCCUAAUUGUGGUCCUGCCUCUUUUCUAAGCAUAUGGCUAAGACUGUAUGUGCUGAAUUCCUGGGCCUCCUGCAGAAGCAGAAAGCCUGCUGGGGAUGGUGCCAGCUGUGCCUUGGCUGCUGUAUUUGAAUUGAGAUUUUACUAUACAAAGCCACCUAGGGCCUGGGGAUUUGGGUCAGUUGUAGUUGCCUCUCCCCCACCCUCUUUUCCCUUCCCAAAGGUGGGUGUUGAACUAGGGGGGAUAUUGCUGUCCUGAGGGACCCUGUCAUUUCUGACAUUUGAAGAAAACGUAUAAAUCUUUCUUAACCAUGAAAGCAAAAGCCUUUGGGUUUAUUUUGGGAUAGUUAGGAGCUAGGGUAGAAUAUAAUUUUUUUCCAAAAACUUACUUACAAACAAAAAGCCUAAUCCCUCUAUUUUAAGAUUUCUGAAAAAACACUCCAUGUUAUAUUCUGAGGAAAGCAAAAGAAAAAAAAAAGUGAUUGUUUCUGUUAAGCUAUCAGAGCGUGUCUCAGAUAUCUUGUUAUACAGUGAAGAAGAGAAUACCUAUUUUGUUUUUUGAUGAUGUUUGAUGUCAUAAUAAUCAGUGCUGGUUUAACUCCUGUUUAGUUCCUGCCAAAUACAUUGCAUGGGCUGAAGCGUCAGUAGCCACACUGUUCUCAUGUUUCUUGGUCCUAGGAUCAGAUUCUUCUACAUUAUUUUUUAGUUUCCCAGAGACAUGGUGAUCCCUAAACUUAUGAAGAUUUCAUCCCAAGCCAUUCAGGCUUUUCUCUUUGUAUAGAUUAAACCGAAAACCGCAUAUGAGCCUGUUCAUCUGCUGGUGGAUUCCCACCACAGAGUCAAACAAAUAAUGUGACCAUUUAGUUAGUUCUCCAAAAACAUUCACGUACAAUAUUGCAUGAAUAAGUGUUACAGAAAGCUGCCAAAAAAUAAAAAGGUUUUUAAUAUGACCUAUCUAACUUUUAUCUUCCUUUUCUCAGACCAUCAGUAUUAAAUAAUAGAUGAUGGAAAAAAAUCAAGGACUACUUGAAGCUAUUUUUGUUAAUACUCUGGUUACUGAAGUUUAUUGUAAAUAUGUAUGUACAGUAGGCAUAUUUCUUUUUAACCUUGUGCUUCCCUCCUUCCCAUGGAAUUUCUUCCCACAGAUUAGGGGCCACUGGACAGGGGGAUGAGAGCCAUUCAUCCCUGGGUUGAGGGAAUAGUAAGACAUCAUUUUCACCACUGGGUGGUCUUCAUACACAUGAAUUAUAAUAGCAUUUUAAGCAUCUUAGCAUUUGUGGGAUUAGAAAUCUGUUUUUGCUAUUUAUAAUAUAUAAAAAAUGAAACAUGAUAGCCUUUCUUGAGAUAGAUAAGUAUGUGAAAUGUUUAUUUUUAAAGUUACUAAAUGCAUCUUGUCUUGCUACUACAUGCACUGCUCUGAAAAAGAGCCUUUACCAUCUAUAACCUGUAUUUUGGUUAUUCUUCCUUUUCAUACUUCUUUGAAGUUGUGGAAAUACUAAGUCUUUUGUUAAGGCAGAGUCUCUCCUGUUACACAACACUGAACCUCAUGCCACUGCCUCAGUGGUUAUUGGCCAGCCCCAGAGGUUAGACUUGGAGCAUAAUUCUGAGUGGCAGCUAAAGGUAGCAGGAGUCUUACCUCUCCCUGCUUUGGGUUCAGAAUUGAGCCAGAGAAAGGAAGCUUUUAAAAUCUCCAGAAUAAUGAUGGUUAAUGAGCAAAUGUUAUGCUUUAUAUCCCACAGACAUCUGCCACCUUGUUCAUCUUGUCCUGAGGAGUAAUAAAUGUUAAGCUUUUAAAAAUCUGAAUUUCAGAGAAUCUCCUAAAGGAUUAGAGGAAAACCCCUCAGCAUGGUGUGUCAGAGUGGGAUUGCUGGUUCCUUAGCCCUGUGCCAGGUUGCACAGUCUGUGUUUCAGUGUUCUUGGGGGAGUAGUGUAUUGCUGGGCAUUAAUUGUUACUCUGCACUUGCUCCAGAACGUUGGUUAAAUCCUGUAUGUAAAAAAAGAGAUUGCUCUUAUCAAAUAAUUUCCUGUGGCCCAGAGGAAUGGCCAGGAGAACACAUGUUGGCACAUGUUCUUCCUUUGAAAUCUUUGUGGGGUUUUUUUUGGCAAAAUAAAUUUUUUGGCAGUUAAAAAAUGACUGAUGUAGAUCACUUUAUAGGAACUAGGUGAUGGAUGUUAAGAGACUUUAUAAUUUUUCUCAGGGACCUGAAACUCCAAUUUGGGUAAAAUUCAAUUAAAAAAAAAAAAACUUGUUUUUUCAGUUGCUAGAUUUGUGGAUUUCUAGUCAUUUAAUCUGCCAGGAUUGGGGUGGGUGGGUGAGGGGGAGAGAUCCACAAAAUGGUAAGAGUGGAGAGCAGUGUGGGGCCCUCCCUUUGAGGGAAAGCCGUUGUUUACAUAGGGUAGUAGGCCUUGUUGGCCUGAUCAAGAGAUGAAGCCAUAACUCUUAAAAACCUUCAGAACCAAAUGCUGUGUCUGCAUCCAUCUGUUCUCACUGGCCCUCUGCGUGGUAAAGUUAUGUCACCACAAAGUGAUGCCACAUUACAAUCACUUAUGAAACUGUUAGCCCUUAAUAUGCAUCAUUUGUGGUUCCGUAGUGCUUCUCCUUUGCUUGUUUGUUUUGAUCUCUGUGUGGCAGCAGUGGGGCAGCUCCACAUUUGGAGCCCAUACUCCAAAAUGCAGAGCACUCUACUCACAGCACACAUUCCCAGCCCCAAACAAAACCUGAAUUUUCAACUCUGCCCAUUAAAGUGAAUGUAUCCCUGUAAUUUAGUAUGUACUUAUUAUGGAAAAUGUAACAAAAGCAGGGAAGUGUGAUUUCAUUCUGUAUCACAAAUUGAAGCAAAUUAACAGCAAAUACAGCAGGAUUCAGGGAGGCUUAGUUUACAACGUACUUUGUACCUCCUGCCAUUUAAAUUAUUUUGCCACUCUGGGCUCCUGAAAACACAAAGGGAGAUACAGCCCUCCAACUAUGAGCCUUGCAGAGAGAGACAAAAGGGCCAGAGGUCCUGGGAUGGAAUACUAGAGCCCCCACCUUCUCAUGCUUUGGAAACCUGCCAGAGCACUUACCCUGCUGGAAGAUUAAUGAAGACUCCAUUCUGUGUUUCAUAACAGUAGAGUUGUUUUCUCCGUCAAAAACAGAGGGUCACAGAAAUGUGCUGAAAAGAUGUGGUCCAGCAAGGUUCUGUAGUCCCACCUCAGUGCCUGUGGGCUGUGUUUUUAACUGUAACAAGCACUUUGGUAAACUAGAAAGAAAGAAGAAAGGAUUCUCAGGAUGUGUUCAAAGCUAAGAGAGUUUUCAUUUUAAACAGAAACAUACUCCAUGGCUUUCCUCAUCCUCCUCUCUUUUUUCUUCUUGGUGGGAAGCUGGAUGCGGGGCAUGCAUCAUUCUGUAUGGACAAAUGUGUUAUGUCCACCCAUACUCUUGUGACAACUCCCCAGCACUGUCCCGCAAUACCAUGCUGGCCUUGGUAGUAAAACUCCUUGGUAUCCGUGAGAGUCCUCUUUUUCUAUGCCCUAGGCUACUUUUAACCACUUUUCUCUGGAAUGACUCCCACAUUUGAUUGGUAUUGAAAGGGUAACAGCAAAAUGAUGAUUGUGGAGAUGGAUCUAUUAGGUCUCAUAUUGGUCCCCUGGUUGAAACUAUUUUCAAAAAAGCCCCAACAAUGGGCCUGUCACCUUGCUAGUCAUCCAUUCUUAAUGCCUAUUUAUCAAUCAGCCCUCUGAGGUCAUAUAAAAGUUGCACCUUUUGAACCAAGUAUUUGUAUUUACUAUGGGAAAGGUGUGGACUACAGAUUAGUAUUAUAUUAUUUUAAUGGAUUUUAAGUAAUUUAUAAGUAUGCUGAGUGUAAAUUUUUAAGAAAAACUGUAUUAUAAAAGGACAUAUCCUGUGACAUAUAACAUUUUACUGUUUAAUAGAAUAAUUCUAUAAGAAGAAUGAUUUAUCUCACCCACGGAACUGAUUACAUUCCGGAUGCAAUCAACAGGCACUUUGUAAUUUCCUUUUUGUUUUUUUCUUUGCCGGGGGGUUGAGGGGUAACAAGAUAUCAUCUGUAUAAAGUACAGUUUGUGUCACUCAAAAUAUGCACUGUAUGGCUACACAAAAGCAGCUUGAUGAACAAAUCACCCCAUGGCUCAUUAAAGAACAAAGCUUCCAGAAA